GGCUACUUCUCACUUGUACGUUACAGGGAUCCCAGUUACUGUUUCAGGUAUCAUACACGUAACACAUUAUACGAACGGAUACAAAACUUCUAUAUUUAGUUAUGAUAUUAGUACCUUAAAUAUUAAUAUUGCGUUGUUCUGUUUGUAGUCCUUUGGGUCACGUAUUUCUGACCUUAGUUACUACACAGAGAACUUCAUGCUUUCGAUUUCUGAGAGGAAUGACAAUGUCACACAUAGGACUGAAGUCUAGUUCGUCUCACAAAAGGCACGGGGCUUCAUUCAAGUUUUACAUCUGCUGCAGGAUUUGGUGUUGUGGUCCUACUAAAUUUCUGACCUACAGAAUUGUUUAUAUUAUCAAUGGCGCUGACCGACUUGGCUAACCUGGUGAUUUUUCUCUUGGGUAUAGCCAGAGUGUAAGCCAAUUCAUUUAUGCUGUUGUUAGGGGAACCUGUUUUCGGUGUCACCAACACUUGAAUAUUGUUGCUACACUGUUCUGCAGAUAAUUAUGUCCAUGCAUUUUAAAGUUCCUUAACCGUAUCUAGUUUGACACUUGAUGUGUAGCAAGCCAUUUGGAAUCUUCAGUAAGUUUAUACCAACGUUAGUAAGAGGGUUGUAAUACGGGCAUGAAAUCACUUUCAAAAGUAACAUACUUUCAAGCGCACCGCAUAUAAAUUCCUAACACCAACAGAAUCAUCCAAACCAGGUUCCCCAACAGAUGUUGGCGAGAAAAUGCCAGAUAUUGUGAUUAUGAAUGAGAAGUAGAUCUCAAACUAAACUAUAACGACCGCAUGCUUAGAUCUGUACGUGAAAUCGCCACCAAAAGCAAGGAUCCUGAGUUUUGUGAAAACGUGAAUAUGCGGUUUCUCUGCAAUAGGAUAGUCGUGAAACCAAGCCAAUGAACCAAGCGGAAUUUUGGACAUAUACUUAUUUAGCGUUAUUCGUUUUUCUUGACAGGUUCUCGUGACCUUCCUUGGACUGACGAGUAGGAAAAUGCGAAUUAUGGUAUGAAAGCAAAUGUGUAUUCGAUUACCACAUCCGGUUGUUCAUAUGCAUUUGAAGUACAACAGCUUUAAAUUCACCACAUAUCUACAGUGAUCAGCACAAAGAAAACUUCUAAAUAAAUGUCUUUCGGGUUAAGCUUUUAUCCGUAUCAAAAUCCGAGCUGAGUGACUUAUCCAAAUAUGAUCCAAACCCCCAAAGAACGUUUAGACGCUUUAUUUCGUUCUGCAGAGGACUUCACUAUCAUACAAAAUAUCGAUGUUAACCACUAUGCACGGUUCAUUCGAUCAAUGUUUCGUUUAUCUGUUCAGUACUCAGAAGCAGAACAAGUAGAAAAAGCAUAUAUAUUGGCUUUAAGAGCUGUUUUGUGUAUUCGAGAGUUGCCCACUCAUAGAGGUUAUCAAAAAUUAGAUCCACGUGUUCAAAACGAACUUACAAGUCUUGGUAAAUUAUUAUUAAAGUCUGCUGAGAUUUCAAAAGAUGAUUUAAAGAAAAAGUACUCUGAUGAAUACGAAAGUCAAAAAAAAUCACUAGAUAUAUGCAAUUUUAGAAAAGAAACUAAUGGAUUAGUGACACCAUUUUUCAACUGCGAUUCUGAUUCUUCUAAACUUUCUCUGCCUAAUUCAUCUUCAUGCAAUGGAACACUAGUUUCAGAUAAUAAUACAGUCGUCGGUCCUGCUGAACAGCUCCCCACAUCGUUUUACAAUAGCUACACAACCCAUUGUAGUUUGACCAAAACAUACUUAUCUCGACGUUUAAUAAGUGACUUCUUAAGUCUGGCUGCUAAAAACACCAGGGAAAAUCGAGAGACCUGCGGCACUCUCUGUGGGAAAUUAGUUAAUGGCAAUUUCUACAUUACAAACCUCCUAAUUCCCAAACAAAGCGGUACUUCGGACACCUGUGUUACAUACAAAGAAGAAGAAGUGUUUGAUUAUUUGGAUAGAAGGCAGCUGAUUACAUUGGGUUGGAUUCAUACGCAUCCUACGCAAACUGCAUUUUUAUCAGCUGUUGACUUACACUGUCAACUUUCCUAUCAGGCUCUGCUUCCCGAAGCUAUUGCUAUUGUAUGUGCUCCUAAAUUUGAUGAUAUACAAUGUUUUUCUUUAACUCCUGAUCAUGGUGUAUCAUUUUUGUCAAAAUGUAAAAAAACAGGUUUUCAUCCACAUUCUACCAACCUUCCAUUAUAUGAACAAAGCAAACAUGUGAUAUUUGACGAUACUGUGGAACAUUUCUCUGAAGAUCUCCGAUAACUUACAACUUCAAAUGUAUAAAAUAAAAAUGUCUUUUUCUGUCAUCAUACUUUUAAUUUGUGCUGACUUUUAUCAACAACGGUAACCUACGGUUUGCAAUAAUUUCAUAAUGAUGUUUGUGUUUGCUUUCUUUUCUAAAGACUGCACUGAAUAUUUUACGGCAUUCAUUUUGCGACAUUAACGAAGUUUGUACUGUGACCAAAGAAUGCCUUUUCUCUUAGUUUGUUCACAUAUUUUCAACAGUAUCUAAAAUCUUUUACUUUGUUAUUAAAUUUACAAGAUGAAAGUUAGACAAUCACAGUGC
Heterobilharzia americana is the source of this 2553-nucleotide messenger RNA. The record is from the annotation of a GenBank genome assembly. Lineage: Eukaryota; Metazoa; Platyhelminthes; Trematoda; Strigeidida; Schistosomatidae.